Medicago truncatula (barrel medic) is the source of this 1004-nucleotide messenger RNA. Its product is annotated as membrane protein PM19L. Lineage: Eukaryota; Viridiplantae; Streptophyta; Magnoliopsida; Fabales; Fabaceae. The transcript has 4 exons. Bases 335 to 817 code for a protein of 160 amino acids. The record is from RefSeq and is a predicted model, not a curated record.
AACUAUAAUUAAUAAACACUAAGAAAUGUAAGACAAGUAAGAAUAAGGAUCUAGCAUAUUUCAUCUUUGCCUUGAAUUUGAAGCAUGAAAUAUAUCAUCUUUACAACCCUGCAUAGCCCUUUUGAACUAGCAGCCUUAACAAGUAAAGAACUAAACCUUUUUUCCAUCACUUCAAGUAUAUACUUAUAUAUAUACAAGUCAUAAGAACCCUAAUUUACACACAACAUUUGUAUCCUAGUUCUGUGUUUGAGGCUUUUUUCUUUAAAACUUUUUGUCCUUCUGAAAUUCCCUUCCCUUGCUUUUUUUGUUUGUUCCAAUACCACACAACUUAGAUAUGGCAAAUGAGCAAAUGAAGCCAAUUGCUACUCUUCUUUUGGCACUGAAUUUUUGCAUGUAUGUCAUUGUUAUAAGCAUUGGUGGAUGGGCCAUGAAUAGAGCAAUUGAUCAUGGUUUUGAAAUAGGUCCAGGAUUUGAUCUUCCUGCUCAUUUUUCACCCAUAUACUUCCCUAUGGGAAAUGCUGCAACCGGAUUCUUUGUGACAUUUGCUUUGAUUGCUGGAGUUGUUGGAAUUGGAUCAUUGAUUUCAGGACUCAACCAUAUCCGUUCAUGGACUUCAGAGAGCCUGCCAUCUGCAGCUUCAGUUGCUGCUAUUGCAUGGGCUCUUACUGUUCUUGCUAUGGGCUUUGGAUGCAAAGAGAUUCAGCUUAACAUCAGAAAUUCUCGUCUGAAAACUAUGGAGGCUUUUCUGAUUAUCCUUACAGCUACACAGCUUUUCUACAUAGCUGCUAUUCAUGGUGCUGCUGCGAUAAGGAGAUGAAUAUAAUCAAUUAUUGAAUGUGUUGGUGUGAUUUUUCUUUUUCUUUACUUCUUUGUUCUACUACUUGAAUUAUUUUAUUUAUUUUUUGGUGUGGUAUAUUACAUGAUUGGAUUUGUAUUGGUUAAGAAUAAUGAAUGUGUAUACAAAAGAUAUUCAACAUUUAUAUCAUCUGUACUAUUUUCACUUC